Eutrema salsugineum is the source of this 426-nucleotide messenger RNA. Its product is annotated as transcriptional regulator TAC1. The record is from RefSeq and is a predicted model, not a curated record. The coding region runs from base 1 to 426 and encodes 141 amino acids. The transcript has a single exon. NCBI's taxonomy places the organism in Eukaryota, Viridiplantae, Streptophyta, Magnoliopsida, Brassicales, Brassicaceae.
AUGAAUAGAAAAUACUUGGAUCGUCGAUCAUAUUCAUGGUCCGGACAAGCAAGACCAUACAUAUGCGAUUUCUGCGAGAGAGGUUUCUCCAACGCACAAGCUUUAGGAGGGCACAUGAACAUCCACAGGAAAGACAGAGCAAAGCUUCGACAAGAAAGCCUAAAAGAGGGAGAUAGUGAAGAUUCCAUGUCCACCAUAUCGAGAAAUCCGUUCGAGAAAGAUCUUAUUGAAUUACCUUUCUUCGUUGAUACGGUCGGUCCAACAACAAAGGAAAAAGGUAGUAAAAGUGGAAACUAUUUGGGAGAUGAUGAAGAAGAGAAGAAAAAGAGGAUACUUCAAAACGCUUUAUCCCAACAAAGUGCAGAAGUGUUAGAUCUCGAGCUUCGUCUAGGAUUAGAUCCUUAUAAGAAAUCACCAAGUACGUAA